Molecule: messenger RNA, 972 nt
Organism: Fusarium keratoplasticum
Lineage: Eukaryota; Fungi; Ascomycota; Sordariomycetes; Hypocreales; Nectriaceae
Product: Nitrilase
Exons: 3
Coding region: 1-972 (323 amino acids)
Molecular function (GO): catalytic activity
Source: RefSeq, a predicted model, not a curated record
AUGGCUUCUUCCAAGAUCAAGGUUGCCGCCGUUCAAGCCGAACCCGUUUGGAACGACCUCCAAGGCGGCGUCGAAAAGGUCAUUUCUCUGAUCAAGGAAGCUGGUAGCAACGGAGCCAACGUUGUUGGCUUCCCAGAGGUUUUCAUCCCUGGAUACCCGUGGAGCAUUUGGCAAAACUCCGUCUUUGACAAUGUCCCCUUCAUGAACGAGUACUUUGACAAUUCGAUGGAGAGGGAGUCCAAGGAGAUGGACCGUAUUAGGGCAGCUGUCCGCGAAGCUGGAGUGUUUGUUGUUCUUGGCUAUAGCGAGCGAUACCGAGGAACAUUGUAUAUCGCACAGUCAUUCAUUGACCCAACUGGCACCAUUGUUCACCACCGUCGCAAGAUCAAGCCCACUCAUGUGGAGAGGGCUUACUGGGGUGACGGCCAGGCUGACUCCCUCAAGGGCGUUGUCGACUCGCAGUUCGGCAAGAUCGGAGGCCUGAACUGCUGGGAGCAUACCCAGCCUCUUCUGAGGUACUACCAGUAUUCCCAGGACGUCGACAUUCACGUUGCAAGCUGGCCUCUCAUCUGGGAGCCCCCAGAGGGCAAGCCCUGGGCCUACCACAUCUCUGGAAGUGCAAGCAACAAGUUCUCUCAGGUCAUGGCGAUGGAGGGUGCAUGCUUUGUCAUGACCUGCACAGAAGUUCUGAGUGAAAAGGGCAAGGCCAACACUAAGCUAGCGGAGAUGGGCUCAGGAUCCUGGGGCAAGACUCCUGGUGGAGGUUUCACCAUGAUCUAUGGUCCUGAUGGAUCUGAGCUCUCAGAGCCUCUUGAUCCUGGCGCGGAGGGCAUCGUCUAUGCCGAGAUUGACCUCGCUGAUCGAGCCAAGGCCAAGCAGAACCUUGACGUUGUGGGACACUAUUCACGACCUGAUCUCCUGAGCCUCAACGUCACGGGUACUGCCGCUCUCCCUGUUCGUCUUAGCAAGUAG